Messenger RNA from Hordeum vulgare subsp. vulgare (domesticated barley), 1162 nucleotides. RefSeq lists its product as uncharacterized. The record is from RefSeq and is a predicted model, not a curated record. NCBI's taxonomy places the organism in Eukaryota, Viridiplantae, Streptophyta, Magnoliopsida, Poales, Poaceae. The transcript has a single exon. The coding region runs from base 245 to 886 and encodes 213 amino acids. Gene Ontology annotation, cellular component: nucleus.
CCAUCGUACACUUCAAGCAUUCGGAGAUUGGUUUUCCUCUUCCUCCUCACCAUCGCCAUCCUCGCAACAAGUUGCAAGUCACCUCCUUCCUCCCGCCUCCGCCAUAUAUACCUCCACGCCUCCUCCUCGCCCUUCUCAUCUCCUCAUCAACAAGACAAAAGACUCCCUCUCUCGUCCCUCCAAAGAAAACCAGCUCCCCAUCCCUGCUCCUCCGAGCUCUACAUCGCGGCCUGCGCGCACGCUAAUGGGGGAGCACGCGUACGACCACAGCAGCGGCAGCAGUAGCGGCAUGAGCCCGUCGACGCCGCCGGUGCAGCAGCAGCAGCAGCGCAGAGGCUCCUCGCGCCACGCGAUGGUGCCCAGGGCCGCCACGACGCGGCCGGCCAUAAGGAUCAUCCACAUCAUCGCGCCGGAGAUCAUCAAGACCGACGUCGACAACUUCCGGGACCUCGUGCAGCGCCUCACCGGGAGGCACCACCACCAGCCGGCUGACGCCACGGCGGACGACGACGACAACAGCAAGGCGGUGACGGUGGACGUGGCGCCCACGCCGCCCUCGCCGGUAGAGGAGAAACCGCAGCCGCAGAAGAAGAGACCGGCACCAGUGGCGGCGCUGGCCGACGAUUUCUUGGUGCAACAGGAGAACAGGAGGAGGAAGAAGAUCAAGUGCGAGGUGGUGAAGGUGGAGGAAGGAGGGUUCGGCUAUGGCGGCGGCGACCUCGACUUCAGCGGGCUGUGGGUGGAUCUCAACCCCGGGGGAUUCCUGAGCUUCUUGGAGGAGGACGUCUUCCAGGGGAUGCUGGCUCCUGACUUGCUGCAGCAGCCUCUAGGGGCGCCGCCGAGGAUGGAUUUGGUUGGUGAAAUGUGCGCCUCCUACCUGGCUUAGUUAGCUGUUCUUGUGAUCUUUUUGAUGCUUUUGUGAGGAUUUUUUGCGCUUUGGUUGAGAGAAAUGGGUUCUUUUCUCUCUUCCAUUUCUCUAGAUGAACAUAAUUACAGUGAUCUUGGAAGAACUUGCACCCAUGGCUGCAAAUACUAGUGAUUAUGUAAGCUUCCCUGGUGGGAUGAUGAUCAAUGAUCAUUCAAGAAUGAUCAGUUUGAUUGCCUACAUUUGUUUUCGGCCUCGAUCAGAAAUGUAAAUAAUUGGUCUGUCUUGAAAGUGCCA